AUGUCGCGCCGGUCACACAGGAAGUCCAGGACAGGAUGCGACGAGUGUAAAAAGAAACAUCGAAAGUGUGAUGAAGAUCGUCCGAUAUGUGCCAAUUGCCGCACAGCAGAGAUCCGAUGCUCCUUUCUCGAUCAAGAUACAUCGUAUCUCGUUCCCGCGCAGGCGAGCGCUCGCUUCAAUUCGCGGCCGACGAGUGCCUUGUCCAAUGAAAUCUCUAAUAACAGCUCACCAAGUCAGCCUCAAGGACUUAAGGAACCAUCCGAUCCCUAUGCUCUUGACAUGACCCACCUUCGAAUCUUCAACAACAUUUAUAGUAAGGAGUUCCUGUCCUUCGAGCCUCAGGAUCAAAUUAGCAUUGUGUCGUCAGUCAUCUUCAACAAAUAUAUCCUGCCGACACCAUAUCUCAUGCAUGAGACACUGGCCUUCUCAGCCUUGCAUAUGAGUAUUCAAAGUCCACACAGCUGUGGAUUCUACCGAGACUACGCCACUGGCCUUCAAACGCGGGCAUUGGCACUAUUCAACGAUAAAUUACCGGUAUUGGACCUCAAUCCAACCAAUUGUACACCUAUAUUUCUCUUCGCAUCGUUUCUCGCCGCACACCUCCUCAGCGACACUCUCUAUCACGAAACGAUCAACCUUGAUCAUUUCAUUGAGAAGUUCACGCACUGUCUCACCAUCCAUCAUGGAGUCACGGCCAUUACAAACCAGUACUGGGAUCUCCUUCGAGAAAGUGAACUUGGACCUCGCCUAAAUCUCGGUGCAGAGCUAAUGCGAGAAAGAGACGUCCCUGGAUCAGAGUGUGCCGCGCUGAAGGACUUAAUUGAUGGCGCCCCGAUGCACCCAGACUUACAAAAGAUAUAUCACAUCUCCAUCGUUCAGCUUCAAAAGGUUUUCGAUGCCGAGCAGGCGUACCCUUCAGCCCAGUUUGACAGCCAAUUGGUAUCCGCCUGGCCUAUCAUGAUCUCUCCAGAGUACGUCGAUCUGCUCAGGCAACAAGCACCAGAAGCUCUCAUCAUUCUGGCGCAUUACGCCGUACUGUUGCAUCGGUGCCGAGACUCGUGGCUAUAUGGAGGAGGUGGAAAGUUCCUCCUCGAAUCUAUUUGCUCUCGGCUGGGGGACGCUUGGCACCAAUGGCUGAACUAUCCAAUGUCAGUUUUGUUGGAUGAGCAUGCUAGCUGA
Exophiala bonariae is the source of this 1179-nucleotide messenger RNA. RefSeq lists its product as uncharacterized. Bases 1 to 1179 code for a protein of 392 amino acids. Gene Ontology annotation, biological process: regulation of transcription by RNA polymerase II. Gene Ontology annotation, molecular function: DNA-binding transcription activator activity, RNA polymerase II-specific; zinc ion binding. Lineage: Eukaryota; Fungi; Ascomycota; Eurotiomycetes; Chaetothyriales; Herpotrichiellaceae. The record is from RefSeq and is a predicted model, not a curated record. The transcript is spliced from 2 exons.